Drosophila suzukii is the source of this 1071-nucleotide messenger RNA. Its product is annotated as C-type lectin domain family 4 member F-like. Lineage: Eukaryota; Metazoa; Arthropoda; Insecta; Diptera; Drosophilidae. The record is from RefSeq and is a predicted model, not a curated record.
UUCAUAGGUUGAAAUUAUUCGAGAUGCUGAAGCUGAUAUAUUUUUCUGGAUUUGUCCUAACAAUCCUGAAUUUUCAGGUGAUCUCAGCGAAUUCACAGGGCAAUGGGCGCUCCAUUUGUCUCUUAGAGGACCCACCAAAUCAGUGUGGGGACUUCUGCCUGACCAAACUACAUCCCAUGAUUGAUUUGAUACCCGUGACUAACUCGAAAUUGGAAAGGAUCCAAAGUGAGCAGCAGGCCUUAAGGGUCAAACUCCUGGCAGUUCAGUUUACGGUUGAGGCACAGCGGGUAACAGUGCAGAAUUCUUUGAAAAAUAUUACCACAAAAGGAGAAUUCGGGGCAAGACUCAACGAAACCGAAAGAAAACUUAGGGUUGAAAGUUCUGAAUUGAAGAACCAACUUCAGUUGCUUCGCACCAAAGUUGAAGAUCAGCAAUCAGCUAUAAAAACCAAGCUGGAUGCCCUUUUGGAACCUUUAAGCAAAACCAUCACCAAGGAUGAUUUCCAGGCGAAACUCAACGGUAUGGAAGCCCAGUUAAAUAUGUUACAAAGCACACUCUCUAAAAUAGAAGACACCAAAAGCAAUACUAAGGAAAUGCCUACAAAACCCAUCCCACCGAUGUUCCAGAAAAUCGGCGAGAGGUAUUUCUAUAUUGAGAAUAAUCUCAAUCAAACUUGGCAUGAGGCUGCAGUCGCUUGUCAUCGGAUGGGCGGCUUUUUGGCAGGCAUUAAGGACCUAAAGGAAUUGCUGGCCAUUCAAGAUAGAAUUAAACCUCAUGUUUGGUACUGGCUUGGGAUCAACGAUCUGAUGACCGCCGGCCAGUUCCUAUCGCUGGCCUCGGGAAAACCGGCAGAAAUUUUGACCUGGAGGUCCGAUAGCCCCAACAACGAAAACCGGUGCGUUCAACUGCAAAACGGAGAUAUGAGUGAUUGGCGCUGCAAUGAUAAGGUUAAAUUCAUUUGCCAGGCGGACAGCGAAGUAUAAUAAUUAAAAUUGAACAUCAGCUAAUGCUAUCAUACCAGGUUAUUGAGUUCCCAUACAAAAAAAAUUCCAAAGUUUGUAACAAUGUAAA